GGGGGCAGGGCAGGAGGCGGCCGCCAUGAGCGCCCUGGACCUGGCCCGGGUGGGCGCGUGUGUGCUGAAGAACGCCGUGACGGGAGAGGCCGUGGAGCUGCGGAGCCUGUGGCAGGAGCAGGCGUGCGUGGUGGCCGGGCUGCGGCGCUUCGGCUGCAUGGUGUGCCGCUGGAUCGCCCGGGACCUCAGCAGCCUCAAGGGGCUCCUAGACCAGCACGGCGUGCGCCUGGUGGGAGUGGGGCCGGAGGUCCUGGGCCUGCAGGAAUUCCUGGACGGCGGCUACUUCGCGGGAGAGCUCUACCUGGAUGAGAGCAAGCAGUUCUACAAGGAGCUGGGCUUCAAGCGGUACAACAGUUUGAGCAUCCUCCCCGCUGCUCUGGGGAAGCCAGUGCGGGAUGUGGCUGCCAAGGCCAAGGCUGUUGGCAUCCAGGGGAACCUGUCUGGGGACCUGCUGCAGAGUGGAGGGCUGCUGGUGGUCAGCAAAGGUGGUGAGAAGGUGCUGCUGCACUUUGUCCAGAAGUCCCCAGGGGACUAUGUUCCCCAAGAGACCGUCCUGGGGGCCUUGGGCAUCUCUGCGGAGGGCUGCCAUGCUAGUGAGCCUCCCCAGUGUGUUGAGGACGUGUGUGGGAGGUGAAGGCCCUGGGCCUCCGAGGACUUAGGAAUGCUGGGAGUUGGAUAUGAAGAAUCAUUCUGGAAUCACUGAGCUGGAACGCUGGACUUUGCCUAGUCCACAGUAACAAGAGCCAUUAAAGCUG
This is a messenger RNA of Trichechus manatus latirostris (Florida manatee), 755 nucleotides long. RefSeq names its product peroxiredoxin like 2B (gene PRXL2B). Bases 26 to 634 code for a protein of 202 amino acids. The transcript is spliced from 7 exons. Gene Ontology annotation, molecular function: prostaglandin F synthase activity. Gene Ontology annotation, biological process: prostaglandin biosynthetic process. The record is from RefSeq and is a predicted model, not a curated record. NCBI's taxonomy places the organism in Eukaryota, Metazoa, Chordata, Mammalia, Sirenia, Trichechidae.